AUUUGCCUGACUGCAGCUGAAGCUGUCACACGGUAGUUACAUUGAAGUCCAGUUUUAAAACGCUGCUGCAGAGGAAAUAAUGGCAGACGAGGAGCAGCUACCUCCUGGAUGGGAGAAACGAAUGAGUCGUAGUUCUGGCCAAGUGUACUACUUUAACCGCAUCACCAAUGCAAGCCAAUGGGAACGUCCAACAGGAGACGGCCGUGGAGAGGCAGACAAGGUACGCUGCUCUCACCUCCUGGUGAAGCACAGAGAGUCACGUCGUCCAUCGUCAUGGCGGGAACAGAACAUCACAAGGACUAAAGACGAGGCGCUGGAGCUCAUUCAGAAGUACAUAGAACAGAUCAAGUCUGGAGAGGAGAAAUUUGAAUCCUUGGCGUCUCAGUUCAGCGACUGCAGCUCGGCUAAGAACGGCGGAGAUCUGGGAUUGUUUGGCAGAGGACAAAUGCAGAAGCCUUUUGAAGACGCCUCCUUCGCCCUCAAAGUGGGUGACAUGAGCGGUCCUGUUUUCACCGACUCAGGAGUCCACAUCAUCCUACGCACUGGUUGAAAGGAUCAAGCCACUCACUGUACUCCCCUCUUACUACACAAACACAGUUAAACCAAAACAGACCUGUGAUUAAACUCAAUGACACAUGCCUCCCAAUAAAAACAGCUUAUGGGCUGAAUUGCAUUAUUUAAAGUGGGGCUGAUUUAGUCCUGAGCGAAUAAUUUCAUUACACCUAACGAUAAGGAGUAUUCUUCUUGUAGGACCUUGAGCUCUUAUUAACAACGGUAAUGUGAGUAAAUGAAAACAUGAGUGCCUGUGACUCUGUUGAAGUGAGCGGCCACAUGAUAACAGUUUCACACGUUGAUUGAGAAUGCGUCUGUAAAAGCUUGGAUGUUUUUGGAUGUGCAUGUCUUCAAAUGGACCAUAUACUGUUUGUUUUUUUUCCUGCAACAUUUUCUGGUUUUACUGUGUGUUUACCAAAGCAGCCCUGCUAUCAUUAUCACUGCUCCAGAAACAGAUUUUUAAUACUUUCCAGUCAUUAAAGUCCCCACAGUUAGUAGACCGUACCAGUCUCCAAAUCCUGAAUUGAUGGAAUUUGUCCCUUACAGGUGCUCAAAAAGCACCGAAUAUUUUCUUCAUAAUCAUCAUUAAAAAGAAGUGCAUGGUUACUUCUCCUCAGUGAUAUUCAAAGAUGGCACAGGUGAAAACUUGCAGGUUUUAAAAAUCAGCUCUGCAGCUUUUAAAAGCAUCAAACUUCAGAUGAAAUAUUCCUCUCUUGUGUCAUUGAAGUUAUUCUUCCAGUAAUAAAUGACUCUUUUGUAA
This is a messenger RNA of Cheilinus undulatus (humphead wrasse), 1312 nucleotides long. RefSeq names its product peptidylprolyl cis/trans isomerase, NIMA-interacting 1 (gene pin1). The transcript has 5 exons. Lineage: Eukaryota; Metazoa; Chordata; Actinopteri; Labriformes; Labridae. Bases 80 to 550 code for a protein of 156 amino acids. Gene Ontology annotation, molecular function: peptidyl-prolyl cis-trans isomerase activity; protein binding. The record is from RefSeq and is a predicted model, not a curated record. Gene Ontology annotation, cellular component: nucleus; cytosol.